Messenger RNA from Parnassius apollo (apollo), 237 nucleotides. The record is from the annotation of a GenBank genome assembly. Lineage: Eukaryota; Metazoa; Arthropoda; Insecta; Lepidoptera; Papilionidae.
AUGGACGAUUUACGAGCAGAGCAAGAGGGAACAAAGAAAGAGGGAGAAGUGUUAACACUUAUACAAUCAGUAAGCACAAGGUGGAAUUCUUGUCUUGACAUGUUGGAAAGAUUUAAUACAUUAUCAGCUAUUGUGGCUAAGAUUUUGGCAACCAGGCGGAAUGUACCUGAUAUGAUAACUUCUUCAAAGUUAAGUGUCAUACGAGAUCUUAUAAUGUUGCUUACCCCAUUUAAGUAA